Lecanosticta acicola is the source of this 1083-nucleotide messenger RNA. Lineage: Eukaryota; Fungi; Ascomycota; Dothideomycetes; Mycosphaerellales; Mycosphaerellaceae. The record is from the annotation of a GenBank genome assembly.
AUGGGUGCUCUCGACGUCCUCAAGGUCAAGUCGGGCGUCAUCUACGGCGAUGACGUGAAGGCCCUCUUCAAGUACGCUCAGGAGAAGAAGUUUGCCAUUCCCGCCAUCAACGUCACCUCCUCAUCCACCGUCGUCGCUUCCCUCGAGGCUGCCCGCGACGCCAAGGCCCCCAUCAUCCUGCAGGUCUCUCAGGGUGGUGCUGCCUACUUCGCCGGCAAGGGCGUCGACAACAAGGACCAGAACGCGUCCAUCCGUGGAUCGAUCGCUGCGGCACACUACAUCCGUGCAGUUGCUCCAGCAUACGGCAUCCCAGUCGUCCUCCACACCGACCACUGCGCGAAGAAGCUUCUGCCAUGGCUCGACGGCAUGCUCGAUGCCGAUGAGGCCUGGUUCAAGCAGCACGACGAGCCCCUGUUCUCUUCGCACAUGAUCGACCUGUCGGAAGAGGCCGUUGACGAGAACAUUGGAACCACUGCCAAGUAUCUCAAGCGUGCCGCACCAAUGAAGCAAUGGCUCGAGAUGGAGAUCGGUAUCACUGGUGGUGAAGAGGACGGUGUCAACAACGAAUCCGUGGACAACAACUCCCUCUACACCCAGCCAGAGGAUAUCUACAACAUUUACAAGACCCUCUCGCCCAUCAGCCCAUACUUCUCCAUCGCUGCCGGUUUCGGCAACGUCCACGGAGUCUACAAGCCUGGCAACGUCAAGCUCCGACCCGAGCUCCUCAGCAAGCACCAGAAGUACGUCCAGGAGCAGACCAAGUCCAAGGAUGAGAAGCCCGUCUUCCUCGUCUUCCACGGUGGUUCCGGCUCUAGCAAGCAGGACUACCUCGACGCCAUCAGCUACGGUGUCUGCAAGGUCAACCUCGACACCGACCUGCAGUACGCCUACACCGAGGGUAUCCGCGACUACAUGAUCAACAAGAAGGACUACGUCAGCUCGCAAGUCGGUAACCCAGACGGCGAGGACAAGCCCAACAAGAAGUACUACGAUCCCAGAGUGUGGGUGCGUGAGGGUGAGAAGACCAUGAGCAAGCGUAUCGCCGUGGCGCUGCAAGACUUCAACACUGCCAACCAACUGUAA